AUGGCUGACAGCGAUACAGGCAUCAACGAGCCUUUACUUCCCCCAUUUCAACAAAUCACCUCCAACAAUCGAGGGCCCAUAUCUUUGGCCACGGCCAUUACGUUGGUCGUCAUCACAUCAUUGACGGUCGCCGUCAAGUUAUGGACGAGGCUCAGCACGACUCGAACACUUGGUCUCAAUGAUUUGGCGAUCAUAUUUUCUCUUUCGUGUGCCCUCGGGCAGACAAUUUCUCUGUGUCUAGCGGUCAAUGAUGGAUUGGGUCAACACGUAACGGAUAUAGCUGCUUCUGAAAUCUCUGAUCUCAGCAAGAAAUUUUAUGCUUCCAACAUCCUCCUGGUCUUAGCACUGACAGGUGCCAAAGCAUCCGUGACUCUGUUGAUCAUUGCCAUCAAACCUUUGAAAUCGGUCGUGAUCGCCUGUUAUGGAAUGCUUGUAUUCGUCGGUGUAUGGGGGGUCGCCAGUGUAUUCGUGUUGGCUUUUCAGUGUUUCCCCAAUCGAUGGGUACUUGGUCCAGACUCGGGUUUGGGAAACAACACUUGUAUCGACCAGUAUGCGAUGCAAGUUGCGAUCCGAUCUUUGGAUAUUGCCAGUGAUGUUGGAAUCGUUUUAUUGCCUAUCCUCAUGAUGCAGAAAGUUCAGGUCGCGCCCAAGAAACGAUUGGUGGUGAUGGCUUUGUUUGGUCUGCGAAUUGCUACACCCAUCCUAACUGCCAUCACUAUCCUCUCAUUAGACGACUUCUAUCAUUCAACGCCUCAAGAUCGUCCCUGGAACGCAAUCACACCUGCCAUAUGGACAUCCGUCGCUCUAAAUGUCUCGAUUGUUACAGCAUGUAUACCAUCAAUUAAACGUUUCCUCGCCGACUGGGCUGCUGGUCUGAGCGGUGUCGUCAUAUCUGAACCCUUCGAACUCGAACACUCGGCCGGCAAGACCAAUCCUUCGGGCACCUAUAUCGGAGGAAGCGGAAUGGGAAGUAAAAUAGCCACCAAACUCGGACUGAGCUCUACCAGCAAGGCAGAAAUAACUUCCACAAGAAGUUUAGGUGACAUGGGCAAUCAAGGAGCUAUCAACCUGGAGACACGUCCGCGCAACGGCGGUCGGAAGGGCCAAGUUUCGCACGAUACAUCGGAGAGUGUUAAGGGCCUUACGGAUGGUGUCAUUAUGCACUCGAUCGACUAUCGAGUCGAGUUCGAAGAUCAGCAUCCCGGAAAUCGCAACGGCAGUUGCAGCUCCAGCGCUCGCGAUAGAUCGGAUAUAAGAUAG
Molecule: messenger RNA, 1260 nt
Organism: Rhinocladiella mackenziei CBS 650.93
Lineage: Eukaryota; Fungi; Ascomycota; Eurotiomycetes; Chaetothyriales; Herpotrichiellaceae
Exons: 4
Coding region: 1-1260 (419 amino acids)
Source: RefSeq, a predicted model, not a curated record